Lycium ferocissimum is the source of this 856-nucleotide messenger RNA. Its product is annotated as large ribosomal subunit protein eL20-like. The coding region runs from base 122 to 658 and encodes 178 amino acids. Gene Ontology annotation, molecular function: structural constituent of ribosome. Lineage: Eukaryota; Viridiplantae; Streptophyta; Magnoliopsida; Solanales; Solanaceae. Gene Ontology annotation, cellular component: cytosolic large ribosomal subunit; ribosome. The transcript has 4 exons. The record is from RefSeq and is a predicted model, not a curated record. Gene Ontology annotation, biological process: translation.
UUGGUAGCCCAAAUCACAGAAUUGGGUUUUUCCUUAAAUUUAACAAAAACCCUAAUCCUUUUGUUCUCCAUCGCCACAGAGGGGGACAGAGCAGCUUGAGAGAGAGAGGACCACAGGGAAAAUGGUGACCUACAAAUUUCAUCAGUACCAGGUGGUGGGUAGAGCUCUACCAACAGAGACAGAUGAACACCCAAAGAUCUACCGUAUGAAGCUUUGGGCUACCAAUGAAGUCCGUGCUAAAUCCAAGUUCUGGUACUUCUUGAGAAAGCUGAAGAAGGUUAAGAAGAGCAAUGGACAGAUGCUGGCUAUUAAUGAGAUCUUCGAGAAGAACCCAACUAAGAUCAAGAACUACGGUAUAUGGCUGCGUUAUCAGAGUAGAACUGGGUAUCACAACAUGUACAAGGAGUACCGUGAUACCACUUUGAAUGGAGGUGUGGAGCAGAUGUACACAGAGAUGGCUUCACGUCACAGGGUGCGCCAUCACUGCAUCCAGAUCAUUAAGACAGCCACUAUUCCAGCUAAGCUUUGUAAGAGGGAGAGCACCAAGCAGUUCCAUGAUUCCAAAAUCAAGUUCCCGUUGGUGUUGAAGAAAGUCAGACCACCUUCUAGGAAACUCAAGACAACAUACAAGGCUACUAAACCCAACUUGUUCAUGUAACAUGUUAGGUCAUAAGUCUAUUGAGAACCAACUUAGCAUUUAUGCAAAUUUUGUUGCACUAGUUGGCCUAGUUGACAUUAAUCGAGAACCUUUGUCUUUCUUUUCUUACAAUCCUAGGUAUCAGACAGUUUCUCCUCUCUGAGUUCUAAAAUUUGUUUGCUUUGACAGUUUCAGUUCAAGUUUUCCGUGUUCUCUCAA